AUGGUUGAGUUUUCUUUGAAAAAGGCCAGAAACAAUUGGAAGCAUGUAAAGAAAUCUGCGAGCUCUCCUGCUAAGCAAAAGGCUCCUCCAUCGCCUGCCAAGUCUAAGCAAAGGACAAAAAAAAACCCUUAUAGUGAUCUCAAGGACCCUGCUACCAGUUACACAUUACCAACAAUCAAUGCGAGGGAGAGAAAUAGGGUGGCUACUUCAAUGCAGAGAAGGCUAUCAAUUCAUAACACGAACUAUGCUCCACCAACACUUGAUUACUCAAUGCCCCUUCCUGAUAUACCAAAUAUGACAGUUCCCAAUGAUAACAUGGAUAGCAGUCAUAACAAUAGCAGUUUCACCACGGAGAAUGAAUCGGUAAGUUCUAGAGGCCCUUCCAAUAGCCUAAAUCCUUCCACUGCCGAUCUCUCCCUGAAUGAAAGCUCAUAUAAUAAGGUGCCUGCUAGAUCAGCAAUGAGAAAUACUAUAAUGCCUUCCAGUAGUAAUGAUCUUUUCAAUAAUAGCACGUCGCUUAGGAAAAUGUUGGCAAACCCGCGUUUUAAUGCUAAAGAUUUCGUCCAUGAUAAGCUAGGAAAUGCGAGUGCCAUUACUAUUGAUAAAUUUACUUCAAAUCUGACUGAUUUAUCGAUACAAGUUCAAGAAGAAGUAAAGUUAAACAUCAAUAAAUCAUAUAACGAAAUUAUGACGGUAAACAACGACUUAAAUGUUGCUAUGUUGGAGCUCAAAAGGGUCAGAGCAAAUAUAAAUGACCUAAACGAGAUUUUGGAUCAGUGCACCAAAAUAGCUGAAAAAAGGUUACAAUUGCAAAAUGAAAUAGAUAAAGAAAGGCAAGGUAAUUUUAAUAAUGUCGAAAGUCAUACUAGUAGCCCAGCGUUGCUUCCGCCCCUAAAAGCAGGACAAAAUGGAAAUCUCAUGAGAAGGGACAGAUCUAGCGUCUUUAUACUAGAGAAAUUCUGGGAUACUGAACUGGAUCAGUUAUUUAAGAACGUCGAAGGUGCUCAGAAGUUUAUAAAUUCUACGAAAGGAAGACAUAUUUUAAUGAACAGUGCUAAUUGGAUGGAGUUGAACACUACCACUGGUAAACCCUUACAGAUGGUACAAAUUUUUAUUUUGAAUGAUUUAGUCCUUAUCGCCGAUAAAUCAAGAGAUAAACAGAAUGACUUUAUAGUGAGCCAAUGCUAUCCUUUAAAGGAUGUCACCGUCACUCAAGAGGAGUUUUCCAGUAAGAGGCUACUUUUCAAAUUUAGCAAUUCGAAUUCAAGUUUGUACGAAUGUAGGGAAGCAGAUGAAUGCUCUAGGUUGUUGGACGUUAUAAGAAAGGCUAAGGAUGAUUUAUGUGACAUUUUCCAUGUAGAAGAAGAGAACUCUAAACGUAUUAGAGAAUCCUUUAGAUAUUUACAAUCUACGCAACAAACUCCAGGUAGAGAAAACAACAGAAGUCCCAACAAAAACAAAAGACGUAGUAUGGGGGGCUCAAUAACGCCUGGCCGGAAUAUGACAGGUGCAGUGGAUCAAUAUCUUUUACAGAACCUGACUUUAUCAAUGCAUUCGAGACCAAGGUCUAGAGACAUGAGUUCAAUCGCCCAGAGGCUUAGAUUUCUUGAUGAAGGCGUGGAAGAGAUAGAUAUUGAAUUAGCUAGACUUAGAUUUGAGAGCGCUGUCGAAACAUUAUUGGAUAUUGAAUCACAACUUGAGGAUCUCUCCGAAAGAAUUUCCGAUGAAGAGCUGAUGUUACGUAAUCUGAUAUCCUUGAAAAUCGAACAAAGACGAGACGCCAUUUCUAGCAAACUCUCUCAGAGCAUCUUGUCAUCCAAUGAAAUAGUGCAUUUGAAAAAUGGUACUGAAAAUAUGAUUAAGCUGGGACUGCCGGAGCAAGCUCUUGAUCUAUUCCUACAAAAUAGAUCUAAUUUCAUUCAAGAUCUAAUUUUACAGAUCGGAUCAGUGGACAAUCCUACAAAUUAUUUGACUCAGUUAGCUGUUAUUAGAUUUCAAACCAUCAAAAAAACGGUGGAAGACUUCCAGGGUAUUUUCAAGGAGCUUGGAGCUAAGAUCUCUUCUAUCUUGGUGGAUUGGUGUAGCGAUGAAGUGGAUAACCAUUUCAAAUUGAUAGAUAAGCAACUACUGAACGACGAAAUGCUAUCACCAAGCUCCAUUAAGUCAUCGAGAAGGCAGAUAGAUGGAUUAAAAGCGGUAGGUUUGGAUUUUGUCUACAAAUUGGACGAGUUUAUCAAAAAGAACAGUGAUAAAAUUCGUUAA
Messenger RNA from Saccharomyces paradoxus, 2262 nucleotides. RefSeq names its product exocyst subunit EXO84 (gene EXO84). The record is from RefSeq and is a predicted model, not a curated record. The coding region runs from base 1 to 2262 and encodes 753 amino acids. Gene Ontology annotation, biological process: exocytosis; intracellular protein localization; Golgi to plasma membrane transport. The transcript has a single exon. Lineage: Eukaryota; Fungi; Ascomycota; Saccharomycetes; Saccharomycetales; Saccharomycetaceae. Gene Ontology annotation, cellular component: exocyst.